UUUAAAUUGGCAAUUCAUGUUAAAAACUGCUGGUGUUUUUGGAAAUAAAUAUUAAUCUAGUAUUAAACUAAAUCAAUUCAGAGCCAUGGAUUCUACGAGAGAAAAGUCUUUUCAGGAUUACCGCAAGAAAUUAAUGGAACACAAGGAGGUGGAAUCGAGAUUAAAAGAUAUGCGAGAACAACUCAAAGAUCUCACAAAGCAGUACGAUAAGAGUGAGAAUGACUUGAAGGCUCUGCAGAGCGUGGGCCAGAUAGUCGGUGAGGUGUUGAAGCAACUCACUGAGGAGAAAUUCAUAGUGAAAGCCACAAAUGGGCCGAGAUAUGUGGUUGGCUGCCGUCGUCAGCUGGACAAGAAUAAGCUAAAGGGGGGCACUAGAGUUGCCCUGGACAUGACCACACUCACCAUCAUGAGACACUUGCCGAGAGAGGUUGAUCCUCUUGUAUAUAACAUGAGCCAUGAAGACCCAGGUGAUGUUACAUAUUCUGCUAUUGGAGGUCUGCAGGAACAAAUUAGACAGCUUAGGGAGGUGAUUGAGCUGCCACUAAUGAACCCGGAACUGUUCGUGCGGGUGGGCAUCACCCCCCCGAAGGGCUGUCUGCUGUACGGGCCGCCGGGUACGGGCAAGACUUUGCUGGCCAGAGCUGUGGCUUCACAGUUAGAUGCUAACUUUUUGAAGGUAGUGUCAUCGGCGAUAGUGGACAAAUAUAUCGGGGAGUCGGCGCGACUCAUCCGAGAGAUGUUCAACUACGCGCGCGACCAUCAGCCCUGCAUCAUCUUCAUGGAUGAGAUUGAUGCUAUCGGUGGCAGACGUUUCUCUGAGGGUACCAGUGCUGAUCGUGAGAUCCAACGCACCUUGAUGGAGCUCCUCAACCAGAUGGACGGCUUCGACUCGCUGGGGCAGGUCAAGAUAAUCAUGGCGACCAACAGGCCCGACACGCUGGACCCCGCGCUGCUGCGACCCGGCAGGCUGGACAGGAAGAUCGAGAUACCUCUGCCCAAUGAACAGGCCAGAUUGGAGAUCCUCAAGAUCCACGCGGCGCCCAUCGCCAAGCACGGCGAGAUGGACUACGAGGCGGUGGUGAAGCUGUCGGAUACGUUCAACGGCGCCGACCUGCGCAACGUGUGCACCGAGGCGGGCCUGUUCGCCAUACGCGCCGAGCGCGAGUACAUCGUGCAGGAGGAUCUCAUGAAGGCAGUGCGAAAGGUUGCAGACAACAAGAAACUGGAGAGCAAGUUGGACUACAAGCCUGUCUAAACCACGCAUUUAUAUGAAAAAUAAUAAUAUUACACUUAAGGCCCCUCAUACGAUAUUGUCAUUACAUAUUCAUUUCUUAAUAAAAUAAUAUAGUUUAAA
This is a messenger RNA of Bicyclus anynana (squinting bush brown), 1354 nucleotides long. It is a transcript of the gene Rpt4, whose product is annotated as 26S proteasome regulatory subunit 10B. Gene Ontology annotation, molecular function: proteasome-activating activity; ATP hydrolysis activity; ATP binding. NCBI's taxonomy places the organism in Eukaryota, Metazoa, Arthropoda, Insecta, Lepidoptera, Nymphalidae. The transcript has 9 exons. The record is from RefSeq and is a predicted model, not a curated record. Gene Ontology annotation, biological process: positive regulation of RNA polymerase II transcription preinitiation complex assembly. The coding region runs from base 86 to 1255 and encodes 389 amino acids. Gene Ontology annotation, cellular component: cytosolic proteasome complex; proteasome regulatory particle, base subcomplex.